AUGGCUUCCAAAUGCCUCAAGGCCAGCUUCUCAUCGGGGUCUCUCAAGGUCCCAGGAGGGGCCGGCGGGGGCUCGGCUCGCGUGUCCACAAUGUUCUCCAGCAGCUCUUGCAAGCUCCCCGGCUUCUCCCGGGGGCCCCGGAGUUUCUCUGCCUGUUCAGUCGGGCUGGGUAAGAGCAGCUGCAGGGCCGCCAGCUGCCUCCCUGCUCUCUGCCUCCCCUCUGGAGGCUUUGCUACCAGCUACAGCCUGGCCGGGGGCUGGUUCGGUGAGGGCAUUCUUACUGGCAAUGAGAAGGAGACCAUGCAGUUCCUGAAUGACCGGCUGGCCAGCUACCUGGAGAAGGUGCGGCAGCUGGAGCGGGAGAACGCGGAGCUGGAGAGCCGCAUCCGCGAGUGGUGUGAGCGGCAGGUGCCCUACCUGUGCCCCGACUACCAGUCCUACUUCCAGACCAUUGAGGAGCUCCAGAAGAAGACCCUGUGUACCAAGUCUGAGAACGCCAGGCUGGUGGUGCAGAUUGACAAUGCCAAGUUGGCUGCAGAUGACUUCAGGACAAAGUACGAGACCGAGGUAUCCAUGCGGCAGCUGGUGGAGUCAGACAUGAAUGGCCUGCGUAGGAUCCUGGAUGAUCUGACCCUGUGCAAGGCCGACCUGGAGGCCCAGGUGGAGUCCCUGAAGGAGGAGCUGCUCUGCCUCAAGAAGAACCAUGAAGAGGAAGUGAACUCACUGCGCUGCCAGCUUGGUGAUCGACUCAACGUCGAGGUGGACGCUGCCCCGCCCGUUGACCUGAACCGUGUUCUGAAUGAGAUGAGAUGCCAGUAUGAGACCCUGGUGGAAAAUAACCGCCGGGAGGCUGAGGACUGGUUCAACACCCAGACUGAGGAACUGAACCAGCAGGUGGUGUCCAGCUCGGAGCAGCUGCAGUCCUACCAGGCGGAGAUCAUUGAGCUGAGACGUACGGUCAAUGCCCUGGAGAUUGAGCUGCAGGCCCAGCACAGCAUGAGAGAUGCUUUGGAAUCCACCCUGGCGGAGACGGAGGCCCGCUACAGCUCCCAGCUGGCCCAGAUGCAGGGCCUGAUCGGCAACGUGGAGUCGCAGCUGGCGGAGAUCCGCUGUGACCUGGAGCGGCAGAACCAGGAGUACCAGGUGCUGCUGGACGUGCGGGCCCGGCUGGAGUGUGAGAUCAACACGUACCGGGGACUGCUGGACAGCGAGGACUGCAAGCUCCCUUGUAACCCGUGUGCCCUGGACCACUCGCCCUCUAAGUCUUGCCUCCCCUGUCUUCCUGCGGCCUCCUGCGGGCCUGGCACAGCCCGAACCACCUGUAGCCCCCGCCCCAUCUGUGUGCCUUGCCCGGGAAGCCGGUUCUGA
Messenger RNA from Dama dama (fallow deer), 1368 nucleotides. It is a transcript of the gene KRT35, whose product is annotated as keratin 35. The transcript is spliced from 7 exons. Bases 1 to 1368 code for a protein of 455 amino acids. Gene Ontology annotation, molecular function: structural molecule activity. The record is from RefSeq and is a predicted model, not a curated record. Lineage: Eukaryota; Metazoa; Chordata; Mammalia; Artiodactyla; Cervidae.